GGCGGCAGCGCAGAAGAAGCAUCAUUCAGCAACACUCAACGAGACCGGAGAGACGACGAAGGUCGCCAUUUUGCUUCUGCUGAACACUACUCAAGUUUAGAUCUCCGUGCGGGUGCUCCGUUUAGUGAAAAAUAAUCGCAUCCCAUCGGUUUCGCGGCCGGUAAUAAUAGUUCCCAUCGAAGCGCAUCGUUCCGUGCAAUCUCGGUGAGGUGUUUGUGGCGUGAAUCGAGUGUGAUUUGCUGACUUUCCGAAAGAUUUUACUCCCGAAGAUUCGGGUUUUGUGACCGGUGAAAGGUUAAACAGUUUUUGCACGGCAAAAUGGAUAUGUCAGGGCCCCCAAGAGGCGGAUUCCGUGGUCGCGGUGGUGGAUUUAGCGAUCGCGGUCGUGGCGGAUUUGGCGACCGAGGACGAGGCCGCGGAGGUCGUGGCGGUCCGAUGAUGGGUCGCAUGAUGGGUGGUCCCCCGAUGAUGCGUGGACGUGGUGGCAUGAUGCGUGGCGGCCCGCCCCGUGGUUUCGGUGGUCCACCGCGAAGUGGUCCCCCGAUGUCCCGGGGUGGCCCAUACGGAGGUCGUCCACCGAUGGGAGUCGGUGGUGCUCCACGCAGCAGCUAUUCAUCAUCCGUAUCGAACGGUUCCGGUCCGCCGCCUUCGUCAACGACCGAGAAUGGGAACGACCUGAAAACGGCAGACACCACCAGCGGCAGCGCAGCCAAGACGGUACCGACUACCAGCGGAAGCACACCGACUUCGACGUCGAGCUCGGCAGCUCCGUCUACCGCACCGAAAACUAGUGCCCCAGCAUCGUCACAGGUUCCUAGCUCUGAUUCGGGCCGGGCAACACCUCCGCAACCGAUCAAGACAGCCGACUCUAGUAGUCUUUCCCAUCCCAGAGAAUCGCAAGAUUCUUCAAUUCAAUCGACAGGUAGUUCCUAUCAUUCUUCGAGGGGCAUGGGAUUCCGAGGCCGCGGAAGCUAUCCUCCACGUGGAAGUUAUCCUCCUCGAGGUCGUGGCGGUUACGGAAGCAGCUACGAUGGUCCACGUCCAUACCGCGGUGGAAUGGGCGGGCGUGGUCGUGGCGGCUAUGGCGGAAGCGGUCCAGGAGGCUACGGAGGUGCUCCAAGUUAUAACAGUGGCUAUAACAAUGGCCCUCCUCCGUCGUACGGUCAAAUGGGUGGAGGAUACCAACACAGCGGUUACAACCCAGGACCUCCACCACGGCAGCAGUUUGACACACGGCAACCAUCAAACACAACCACAGUGACACCGAUCAAGCGCGGUGGUAUGCCCGGAAGUGGUCCUCCAGGUCCCAAGCGAGGUCGCUACGAUUCGGGUCCUCCCAGCCGAUCAUUCCCCCCGAAGAGCAUGCCGCCUCAUCACGGUGCUGCGGCCCCGGUUUCGUCAUACAGUGCACCGCCCUCGGCGACAGGCCACGGGGGCUACCCGGAACACAACCAUCCCCCGGCCAGCAUGGAUCAGUACGGUUCGCACAGCGCAACCACGGCCGGCGGUUACGGCACGACCGGUGCCUCCCAGAGCAGUUACAGCGCCAACGGAUACGGUCAAAGCUCGUACGGUAGCGCGGCAAUGGCCUCAACAGGCUACGCAGCUGGCACGGAGUAUGACACUAGUCACUACGAUUACAGCACCGGAACAUACGACAGCAGGUAUCAAACUGGAUACUCUCAAGACUACAGCCAAUCGUAUGGUACCACCACCGAUUACAGUGCUGUGUCGACGGAAACCUAUCCCAGCCAGCAGUACGAUGACCGAUCAACCGGAUAUGCCGGCUACGAUAUGAAGCGUUGGAAUCCCGUCGGAUAGCGGCCAACCGAAUUUUCAAGAAAAUGCAGCAUCGUUGAAACAAAUUGAGGAUACCACUUUCGCCGGCAACUGACAGUCAUCGACAUGAUGUUUGAAACACACACUUUGCGAUUUUACCGGUAUGAUCGCAGCUGAUACGCACACAGCUGGAACGUUUUCGUCGCAUCGGACUUUGAGUGUCAAAAAUGCAUGAGGUAACAUGGUCUCUUUCGUGAAAAUGUCUUCAACAGAAAGCCAAACCACUUUGAUUUCGGAUAUGUUUUAGAAAUUCGUUUUUUACGACCCACUAAAGGGGAUUUAAAUUUAUCUAAGCAUACAAAAUGAUUCUUGUGGAUGUCUUCAAAACUAGGUCGUUUUAGAAUAUUUGCGAAUGUAAAACACCAAACCACUUUAAUUUCGGAUAUGUUUUAGAAAUUCGUUUUUUGCACCCCUCGAAAGAGGGGAUGAGUCUAUAUUCUAUAUUAUCUUGUAAAAUGAUUCAUGUGGAUGUCUUCAAAACUAGGUCGUUUUAGAAUAUUUGCGAAAACUUAAUGCCAAACCACUUUAAUUUCGGAUAUGUUUUAGAAAUUCGUUUUUUGCACCCCUCGAAAGAGGGGCUAAGUCUAAUCUCUACAAACUUGUAAAAUGAUUCAUGUGGAUGUCUUCAAAACUAGGUCGUUUUAGAAUAUUUGCGAAUGUAAAAUACCAAACCACUUUGAUUUCGGAUAUGUUUUAGAAAUUCGUUUUUUGCACCCCUCGAAAGAGGGGUCAUGUCUAAUGUCCUGUCUCAACUACAAUGAUUCAAGCGGAUGUCUUCAAAACUAGGUCGUUUUAGAAUAUUUGCGAAAGCUUAAAACCAAACCACUUUAAUUUCGGAUAUGUUUUAGAAAUUCGUUUUUUGCACCCCUCGAAAGAGGGGUCAAGUGUAAUGUCUGUCUCAACUAAAAUGAUUCAAGCGGAUGUCUUCAAAACUAGGUCGUUUUAGAAUAUUUGCGAAAGCUUAAUACCAACCCACUAUAAUUUCGGAUAUGUUUUAGAAAUUCGUUUUUUGCACCCCUCGAAAGAGGGGAUAAGUUUAAUCUCUAUACAAACUUGUAAAAUGAUUCAUGUGGAUGUCUUCAAAACUAGGUCGUUUUAGAAUAUUUGCGAAUGUAAAAUACCAAACCACUUUGAUUUCGGAUAUGUUUUAGAAAUUCGUUUUUUGCACCCCUCGAAAGAGGGGUCAAGUCUAAUGUCUGUCUCAACUAAAAUGAUUCAAGCGGAUGUCUUCAAAACUAGGUCGUUUUAGAAUAUUUGCGAAUGUAAAAUACCAAACCACUUUAAUUUCGGAUAUGUUUUAGAAAUUCGUUUUUUGCACCCCUCGAAAGAGGGGUCAAGUCUAGUUUGUCUCAACUAAAAUGAUUCAUGCGGAUGUCUUCAAAAUAGGUCGUUUUAGAAAAAUUGCAUAACCUCAAUACCAAACCACUUUAAUUUCGGAUAUGUUUUAGAAAUUCGUUUUUUGCACCCCUCGAAAGAGGGGUCAAGUCUAGUUUGUCUCAACUAAAAUGAUUCAUGCGGGUGUCUUCAAAACUAGGUCGUUUUAGAAUAUUUGCGAAAGCUUAAUACCAAACCACUUUAAUUUCGGAUAUGUUUUAGAAAUUCGUUUUUUGCACCCCUCGAAAGGGGGGUCAAGUCUAGUUUGUCUCAACUAAAAUGAUUCAAGCGGGUGUCUUCAAAACUAGGUCGUUUUAGAAUAUUUGCGAAAGCUUAAUACCAAACCACUUUGAUUUCGGAUAUGUUUUAGAAAUUCGUUUUUUGCACCCCUCGAAAGAGGGGUCAUGUCUAAUGUCCUGUCUCAACUACAAUGAUUCAAGCGGAUGUCUUCAAAACUAGGUCGUUUUAGAAUAUUUGCGAAAGCUUAAAACCAAACCACUUUAAUUUCGGAUAUGUUUUAGAAAUUCGUUUUUUGCACCCCUCGAAAGGGGGGUCAAGUCUAGUUUGUCUCAACUAAAAUGAUUCAAGCGGGUGUCUUCAAAACUAGGUCGUUUUAGAAUAUUUGCGAAAGCUUAAUACCAAACCACUUUGAUUUCGGAUAUGUUUUAGAAAUUCGUUUUUUGCACCCCUCGAAAGAGGGGUCAUGUCUAAUGUCCUGUCUCAACUAAAAUGAUUCAAGCGGAUGUCUUCAAAACUAGGUCGUUUUAGAAUAUUUGCGAAAGCUUAAUACCAAACCACUUUAAUUUCGGAUAUGUUUUAGAAAUUCGUUUUUUGCACCCCUCGAAAGAGGGGUCAAGUCUAGUUUGUCUCAACUAAAAUGAUUCAUGCGGGUGUCUUCAAAACUAGGUCGUUUUAGAAUAUUUGCGAAAGCUUAAUACCAAACCGCUUUGAUUUCGGAUAUGUUUUAGAAAUUCGUUUUUUGCACCCCUCGAAAGAGGGGUCAAGUCUAAUGUCUGUCUCAACUAAAAUGAUUCAAGCGGAUGUCUUCAAAACUAGGUCGUUUUAGAAUAUUUGCGAAAGCUUAAUACCAAACCACUUUAAUUUCGGAUAUGUUUUAGAAAUUCGUUUUUUGCACCCCUCGAAAGAGGGGUCAAGUCUAGUUUGUCUCAACUAAAAUGAUUCAUGCGGGUGUCUUCAAAACUAGGUCGUUUUAGAAUAUUUGCGAAAGCUUAAUACCAAACCGCUUUGAUUUCGGAUAUGUUUUAGAAAUUCGUUUUUUGCACCCCUCGAAAGAGGGGUCAAGUCUAAUGUCUGUCUCAACUAAAAUGAUUCAAGCGGAUGUCUUCAAAACUAGGUCGUUUUAGAAUAUUUGCGAAAGCUUAAUACCAAACCACUUUAAUUUCGGAUAUGUUUUAGAAAUUCGUUUUUUGCACCCCUCGAAAGAGGGGUCAAGUCUUAUGUCUGUCUCAUCUAGAAUGAUUCAUGCGGAUGUCUUCAAAACUAGGUCGUUUUAGAAUAUUUGCGAAUGUAAAAUACCAAACCACUUUAAUUUCGGAUAUGUUUUAGAAAUUCGUUUUUUGCACCCCUCGAAAGAGGGGUCAAGUCUAAUGUCUGUCUCAACUAAAAUGAUUCAAGCGGAUGUCUUCAAAACUAGGUCGUUUUAGAAUAUUUGCAAAACCUUAAUACCAAGCCACUUUAAUUUCGGAUAUGUUUUAGAAAUUCGUUUUUUGCACCCCUCGAAAGAGGGGUCAAGUCUUAUGUCUGUCUCAUCUAGAAUGAUUCAUGCGGAUGUCUUCAAAACUAGGUCGUUUUAGAAUAUUUGCGAAAGCUUAAUACCAAACCACUCUAAUUUCGGAUAUGUUUUAGAAAUUCGUUUUUUGCACCCCUCGAAAGAGGGGCGUCCGUGUUGAAAAUACACAUACCACUGUAGUUUCAAUAAUUUCAAUAACUUCUACAUCUGCGACCGACCUUUCAAGGGUCGGUAUCAAACAGACGAAAAUCUACAGUACACAACCACUGGAAUUUCGAAGAAAUUCUAUAGUUUAUCCUAGUUUGCGUAAAAUAAAAGGUCUAACCACUGGAAUUUCGAAGAAAUUCUAUAGUUUAUCCUAGUUUGCGUCUAAACCAAGUUCUUACCACUGAAAUUUCGAAGAAAUUCUAUAGUUUAUCCUAGUUUGCGUCU
Molecule: messenger RNA, 5395 nt
Organism: Aedes aegypti (yellow fever mosquito)
Lineage: Eukaryota; Metazoa; Arthropoda; Insecta; Diptera; Culicidae
Product: spidroin-2
Exons: 5
Coding region: 319-1821 (500 amino acids)
Source: RefSeq, a predicted model, not a curated record